This is a messenger RNA of Ostreococcus lucimarinus CCE9901, 1065 nucleotides long. RefSeq lists its product with no specific name. Lineage: Eukaryota; Viridiplantae; Chlorophyta; Mamiellophyceae; Mamiellales; Bathycoccaceae. Bases 1 to 1065 code for a protein of 354 amino acids. Gene Ontology annotation, molecular function: oxidoreductase activity, acting on the aldehyde or oxo group of donors, NAD or NADP as acceptor; NAD binding; NADP binding. Gene Ontology annotation, biological process: glucose metabolic process. The transcript has a single exon. The record is from RefSeq and is a predicted model, not a curated record.
AUGCCGCGCGCGAGGACGAGAGUGGGGAUAAACGGCUUCGGUCGCAUCGGUCGGCUGGCGUUUCGCGUGGCGUAUGACGACCCGACGCUCGAGGUGGUGCACGUGAACGAGACGCCCGGGUCGGGGGCGUCGUGCGCGUACCUCGGCGAGUUCGACUCGGUGCACGGACGAUGGACGAAAACGCUGCGGUACGACGAGGGCGCGCGGUGUUUGGUCGUCGGGGACGCCGGGGAGGAGCGCAGGAUCGGGUUCAGCGCGUGCGAGGAUCCGGAGGACGCGCCGUGGUCGAGCGCGGGGUGCGAGGUGGUGAUGGAGUGCACGGGGGCGUUUUUGAAGAUGAAAAAGCUCGAGAGCGCGUAUUUCGGCGAGAAACACGGGGGGGUGGUGAAGAAGGUGGUGGUGUCGGCGCCGGUGAAGUGCGAGGGGGCGCUGAACGUGGUGUACGGGGUGAAUCACGGGGAGUACGACGCGGAGAAGCAUCGAGUGGUGACGGCGGCGUCGUGCACGACGAAUUGCAUCGCGCCGGUGAUUUACACGAUUCAUAAGGAGAUCGGGGUGCAUCGGGGAAGCAUAACGACGGUGCAUAACGUGACGAACACGCAGUCGAUGGUGGACGCGCCGAACACGAAGAAGGAUGAUUUGAGACGGGCGAGGAGCGGGUUGGUAAACUUGGCGCCGACGUCCACGGGGAGCGCCACGGCGGUGCAGCUCAUCAUUCCGGAACUCAAGGGUAAAUUGAACGGACUCGCGGUGCGCGUGCCGCUCAUCAACGGGUCUCUGACGGAUAUCGUUCUCGAGACCAAGCGCGCGGUGACGGUGGAAGAGGUGAACGCCUUGCUCAAGGCGAAAUCCGAGGAAGGACCUUUGGUCGGCAUCAUGGGUUACGAAGAACAACCUCUCGUGUCCACGGAUUUCGUCAACGAUCCGCGAUCGGGCAUUGUCGACGCGCAGUCCACGAUGGUCGUCGACGGCACGCACUUGAAGCUUUACGUUUGGUACGACAACGAGUACGGCUACAGCUGUCGCAUGGUCGACUGCGUGAAAAUGGUCGCCGCGUCGUUGUAA